Messenger RNA from Rotaria sp. Silwood2, 390 nucleotides. The record is from the annotation of a GenBank genome assembly. Lineage: Eukaryota; Metazoa; Rotifera; Eurotatoria; Philodinida; Philodinidae.
AUGAAUAUGGGAGAAGGUAAAACGUCAGUCAUUUUACCAAUGUUAGCUGUUAGUUUAUCUUCAUCUGAUUCCAGUUUGGUUCGUGUAGUAGUUCUUAAAUCUUUAUUUCCAACAAAUUAUCAAUCAUUGCGAUAUAAAUUAGGCGGUUUACUGAAUAGAUGCGUAUUUCAUUUUUCAUGUCGUCGUGAUAUGAAUUUUAACGAUGAACAAAUAAAUCAAAUAUUUAAUCGUCUCAAACAAGGUUUACGUAAUUGUGAUGUAACCUUAACUUCACCAGAAGACAUUCUGUCCUUCGAUUUUCUCACUAUAGAUAAAUGCCGACGAAAUGAAUUUGAUGUGGGUCGUUCUAUGUUGAUAGUUCAACGAUGGUCAAAAAACAUUUUCUCGUGA